Messenger RNA from Rhineura floridana, 1006 nucleotides. RefSeq lists its product as uncharacterized. The record is from RefSeq and is a predicted model, not a curated record. The coding region runs from base 247 to 906 and encodes 219 amino acids. Lineage: Eukaryota; Metazoa; Chordata; Lepidosauria; Squamata; Rhineuridae. The transcript has 3 exons.
GAGGGCUAGACAUCUGCCCGUCCCACCGUACGUGUAGAUGGUCCUAAAAGAUUAACUUGGAUUGAUUCAGUAACUGGCCCUGUGGGAAUUCCAGAGAGUCUGUAGGAGGAGGUUUUAGUCACAAACACUUCCAGAGUUGCCUUGAAACUGCCCGUUACACCACAGCUGACGUUGGAGAGUGGCUGUCUCUCUCUCUCUCCUACCUCACGGCUGAAGUCUGCAUUGAACGUUGGGGAGAUCUUUGCUAUGUUUGCAACAAGGCCCUUCCGUGUUUGGAGUCUUCUCCUUGGGCUGUGUGUUGUUAUGCCCGUCCGUUUGGCUCAGAGCAGAGAAAAGGAGUUGGUAGAGGACGUCACUUCAGGGCUUAGGAUGGAGCAAGUGAGGCAUGCCCCAGAUGAUCCUGGAGAUCAGUCCCUGAACCCAGACUACUGCGACUUCACAUUUCAUGUCCCUUGGUCUGGUAGUUUUUGCACACCUACGAUCCAGGCAUACUCCCCAGCUUCUCAGGAAGAGCUGGACCAUCUCAAGACCACAUUGGAGGACAUUGGCGGAGCCCUCAAGACCCUUCAGGGUGCUGCAACCCUGGAGGCAGGCAACUCCACGUAUCAGGACAUCAUUUCUGAAGCUCUUCCGGAUGUACGAGAAGCCAACAUGGCGUUCCAUGAAACCCUUGCAAAGUUCUUGCAAGAGCUGGAGGACCACAUCCAAGCAGAUGAUCAUCCACACUUGGAGAAUGAGAAAAAGAAGUUAACGGAACACUUGCGGAUGAUGGAUCAUAUGAUUCAGGUCACCGGCCACUUGGCUGAGCAGCUGGACCAAGAGUCCCAAAACCUCCUGGAGACGCUGACCAGACCUUUGGAGAAACCCCCUGCUCUGGUGUACGGAAGGGCUCUGCAGCCCUCUUAGUUGUGUGCUCUGUUAGACGGCAAAGAAAGGCAUGUGUUUUAAAUUUGUAUAUUUGUUUUUAAUGUUUUUAGUUACUGUAAACCGCCCGGAGAGCUUUGGC